AUGUUUGGGUGUUUGCCGUCUGGGUGUACACUACUUAUUAGCGAUUCGUCUGGUGUUAACGGUGGAGGCAGCGGCUGCGCAGCAGCAGCAGCAGCUGGAGAUGUGGCAGCAGCAGCAGCAGCAGACAGAGACACGGAUAUAUCAUCCCGCUAUAGAAUGGCUGACGAGGUGUAUGAACAGCGCGGAGAUUCAAUGAGGCGCUUCCUUAGAAACCUGCAAAGCAGCAAGCCAGAGCUUUUUCAGCAGCAGCAGGAGGAAGAGCAGCAACAGCAGCAGCAGGACGAGCAGCAGCAGGAAAAUGAGGAGGAGAUCCGUCAGAUGUUCCCUAUUGGCUCGAGGUGUAUGUUAUCAGGUGAUCGUCGCGGUUGUGUUGUUUUUGUGGGUGCGCGACCCUCGCGCCCCAACGGCGAAGUUUGGAUAGGCGUGGCUUUAGAUGAGCCUCUGGGUUUGACAGACGGGAGGGACUUUCGUUUCGGGGGUUUGCAGCCAGCAGCAGCAGCAGCAGCAACUGCAACAGCAGCAGCAGCAGCAGCAGCAGCAGCGGCAGGCCGCAAAUUGGUAUUCAGCAGCAAAAGGCUUUUUGAGUGUUCUGGAGAUAAAUACGGAGAAUGGGUAAAACCCAAAGAGGUGACAGUCGGAGACUUCCCUCCUCUAGACCCUUUCGAUUUAAUCGAUGAAAUCUAA
Messenger RNA from Eimeria acervulina, 684 nucleotides. RefSeq names its product tubulin-specific chaperone, putative. Bases 1 to 684 code for a protein of 227 amino acids. Lineage: Eukaryota; Apicomplexa; Conoidasida; Eucoccidiorida; Eimeriidae. The transcript has 3 exons. The record is from RefSeq and is a predicted model, not a curated record.